This is a messenger RNA of Micropterus dolomieu (smallmouth bass), 1544 nucleotides long. RefSeq names its product type-1B angiotensin II receptor-like. The transcript has 2 exons. Gene Ontology annotation, cellular component: membrane. Lineage: Eukaryota; Metazoa; Chordata; Actinopteri; Centrarchiformes; Centrarchidae. Gene Ontology annotation, molecular function: G protein-coupled peptide receptor activity. The record is from RefSeq and is a predicted model, not a curated record. Gene Ontology annotation, biological process: neuropeptide signaling pathway. The coding region runs from base 249 to 1223 and encodes 324 amino acids.
GGGGCUCCAUACUAGAGCUGUUCACCACAUUGAACAGCCCUGUAGGUUUAGGGGGUUUCUGGGGUAAUUCAGAAAGUAGUCUUUAACAGGUGUGCCCACGACCAUUGUGGUAAAGUAAAAUAUUUCAUGCUGAGCAGCUCAAAAAAACAUGCAGUCCGGGCUCGACAUAAAAGGAGGCUUUUUUAUUUGUCGGAUUUGCUUCAGUGAAGUCUCAUCCUUUCUUCAUCGUUCUCCUUCAUUCCUCCUCCAUGAUGACCGUUGACUGCAGCUCCAACGCCUCUUCCUCCCUCUUCUGUAACUCCUCCAUCAAUAAUUGCUCCACGCCAGGAAUGCCACUGACCUCAAGCCUCAAUCCCUGGUACAUUGUUGCUGGUGUGAUUAUUGCAGUCAGUUGCCUGUUUGGCAUUCCUGCUAACAUCUGCGUGAUCGUAAAACUCAGUAGGCAUCUGCACGGGUCCUCCAUGCCGCAGCGCCUUUUCUUCAACCUGGCAGUGUCAGACCUCCUCUGCCUGCUCUGCUUGCCUGUUGGUGUGGUUAUUUUCUUCAAUGGACCACAUUUGACACAUGAAGUCUGUCAAAUUCUGUUUUAUUUCUUCUUUUUCUGCAUCACCUCCGACUUGAACAUUCUGGUGCUUAUAAGUAUUCAGAGGUACUACCAGGUUCUUCAUACCAAAAAGUGGGAGAGCCUGGCCAGAACAUGGCAGCGGUUAUUUCUGUCCAGUGUGUGGAUGCUUGGAGCCCUUGAGGCUCUUCCAGUUGUUUUUUCACUAAAAGAGGUGAACACCAAAAGUGAGCGGACUGAAGGUCCUACCUGCAGGAAUCAGAGGAUCAAACCGGUGCUAGAAGUGGUCUACAUCUUAUUUAUAGUUUUCAGCCAUCUAGUCUUGUUGUCUUUCUACCUGCUACUUGUUAGAGGGGUCAAACGAAAUCAAAUGCCUGGAAAGAAACAGCCUAGAGUUAAUAAACUUUUCAUUCGAAUAAUCGCUGCCUCCCUGGUUGUUGGCUUUUUCCCUCUGAUUCUUCGUGUGGUGUAUGUGGCUGCCCUUUUCACAGAUUCCGAGAAACUGCUUAUUGUUAGUCAAAAGCUGACGUUUGUGGAAUGUUUUUACUUUUUUAAUCACUGUCUAAAUCCAUUCCUGUAUUUCUUUGCCUCUCGGCAUCACACAGGAGAAAGCAACAGUAAGAGAAAAUUUCACCUCAUGUCUUUAAAUGACACCAUCUAAUAUGAUCCCUGCAUUACGCAUGCUUUCAUAUGUUAAACUUCUUCAAAUUAGUGUGCUUUGAUAAACAUAAAAACAAUAUGCUACACUUGGACUCAACAAUGGUUUUGGAAAUACUGAUCAGUUUUGUGUCUCUAGGACAUUUUUGUGUAAUUUUCUGUCAUUUGUUGCUGCUGCCUCUAUAUAUUAUAUUAUUUUAUUUGUAGGCUUAUGUGUUUUAGUUGUUACAGCAUAAUUUAUUGUAUGACCUCCAUUUACAAUAUGUACUGUUUAUUUUAAAUUAACUGACUAAUGAUAUUUUCUAUAUUUUAUCAUAUAUUUUGG